This is a messenger RNA of Arabis nemorensis, 777 nucleotides long. The record is from the annotation of a GenBank genome assembly. Lineage: Eukaryota; Viridiplantae; Streptophyta; Magnoliopsida; Brassicales; Brassicaceae.
AUGCCGACGAAGCCUGACUUUUCAGGAUUUCGAUACCUUGCAAACUCUGGUAAGUGGUUCCUAACGGUAGAUCCUGGAUUGAAUCUCUUUAUUAUAGACAUCUUUAGCGAGAAGAAGAUCCAUCUUCCACCUCUAGAGUCGAUCGAAGAUGCCCGUUUUAGGCUUGUGAGAGAAGGAGAUAAGGAAUUGAAGCAGUUCACAAUUAAUGGUAACCCGAGUGGGACUGCGGAAGAUGUGAGAGGUGUUUUGUGGGUAGACGAGAACAACAAACAAGAGUUAGUAUACGUUGUUGUGUGGCGUUUUGACACUUCCAGGUAUAUAGGGUUUUGCAAGAACGGGUAUGAUAUUCACCUUGGCACUCCAACACACACCGGUCUUUCCAGGGAAAAUGGUUUCAAGGAUGUGUCUGACAACCACAGUUAUUCAAUGAAUCCGUCACCUCUGAUUGAUCGAGACUCAACCCCUACAAGUCAUAGGAUCUUCUGUCUCUUCAAGAGGGAUCCUAAUCAAGACCCCGAUAUCGACAUGGAUCUUGUUGAGGUGGAUUCUCUAGGUGACGAGGCCCUGUUUCUUGAUUUAGGUAUCAUCGUGCCUGCUGACGAAACCCUUGGUAUCGAGCCAAACUCCAUCUAUUUCACCCGGGAUGACCGUGUCCGAAACAAGAAAUGUAGAUGCCUCGACAUCUUUGUGUACAAUCUUGCAACAAAGACCUUCAAAUGUUUUCACAGUCUCUCCAGCUUAAACCCCAACGAUGCUCUAUGGUUUAUCCCCUCUUGA